UUACGUGGGUAGUGCUGCCGUCGGGUGUAAUUGAAUCAAAAUAAUGUAGAGGUAUCGCGUUAUACGGGCACGGGCAAUCAUAACUCAGGCUAUCACGUCUCUGUGUCUCGGUCUCGGUGUCGGCCCGUGCCGGCUACGGGGGAUGCGCCGUGAGUGGUGCCUCUAUAUAAAGGGUGUCAUCUCUAACCCCCGUACACACUCGUUCCACCGCAGCAACAGGCCGCAAACCUCGCGUACAAUCUUCCUCUUCGAGUACGCGAACGUUUUUUCCCCCCUUCUGUUCUCUCCUCCUCCCUGCCGUCUCUCUUCUUCCUAUUCGUCUCGCGCAACGAAUCGGCCGCAAACCGUAUAUACCAACACGCGCACGCAUACACACCAUACGCGCGUCGGAGGAAAGAGGAAAAAACAUCGUCGGAGACCGGUUGAAAGAUCUCCCUGAAAAACUACACAAUAACGAGAGUUGCGACAUGAGGAGCUGUUUAUCGUCGUUGUAUGUGCUGCCCUUCAUCUGCAAUUGCGUCCUUGUUUCUUCCUCUGUGUUGACUACUCUGAAGGCCGAUGGAGGUUUAAGAAUCUUCAAGGACGCGCCCAACGAGUUCGAGGAAGUGUUGAAGAGACACAGCAUCGACUGUCACUCGGACAAGAGGGAGAAUCCUCAAGGAUGCAGCGGCUCGUUCUUCGUUAGGGACGAGCGUAGCGAUCCCGACAGAGGCAAAGAGAGAUUUUACAAUGGCGACGGUGACAGAGGUUCGAACAGAUCUCCGCGCACUUGGAAAUCGCCCGAUAUCGUCAUCAGGUUCGGCCGAGCAGGCUUCAAGAACUUGAACAGGGAGCAGAAACGGGGAAGAAACGACUUGAAUUUCAUCAGAUAUGGUCGAGGUAUGCAGAUUUAUCCAGACAGCGUUAUGACAGCAAUAUGCUCGAAUCUAUUGUCGAACGAGAACAUCCAACCGUACGAGGCAAGGUUAUUGCGUUUUUGCAACAGCCUAAACAAUAAUGACGUCGAUCAAAGAGAAAACCUGGACUUCUUCGAGGAUCGACUCGGCACGAAGCACGAUUAAAAAGAAAAGAAACCCUCUCGAUCCAUCGCACCAAUUCAUCGAGAUUUGUCGUGUGUCGACCUCUCGGGACAACUCGCCUCGCCUUAUUACGAUCUUACAAAUUUUUCCCAUGGACAACGUUGUUAUUGGCCGAUCCAUAUAUUGAGUUACGAACUUUCCUCGUAAGCUUUCUUGUAAAAUAAAUUAAUUAAAUUUUAUAUUCGGUUCAUGCUUUUUCGUUCUCAAUAUAAAUUAAUGUUACUUACAUAUAGAACAGAUUUUUUUUUUAAUCCUUUGUAACAUUAUUAUAAUUAAUACUUAAUUUAUAUUAUUUUAUAUAUUUAAUAUUUUUGUAAUUAAUAUAUAUAUAUAUAUACGUGUGUGAUAUGAUAAGACGUUUAUUAAAAUUUAAUUUAUAAUGGAAACGAAUAUUAUUGGUUCGGACCGUAAUAAGUUGACAGUCUGAUAGUAUACAGAUUUUUCUACUUAAAGCUUAAAGAUUUGAUUUAUCACUUGUAUCAUAAUACAACUAUUUUUUCGAAUGUUACUUUAUUCGAAUAAAAGAAUUGUAGCUCAUAAAUAAUAUGAGCUGCGAAAAUUAUUGCAUUAAUUUCCAAUUUAUUAUUAUUAUAAAAUAAUAAUUCGUGAAAAAAAAUUGGAUUUGUUUAAAUUUUAUUCCAUUUUAUGAAUUAUUUAGAGAUACACUCGUUCAAUUGAAUAAAAAUGGCUGAACGAAUAACGUUGUUCUGUAAUGUUUCUUCUGGGUAUUUUAAUAUGCAUUCACUUGCGUGUACAUAAGAAAAUUGUAUCACCGAUCUCGACAUCGACAUGAGAUUGUACGCGAAUCGAAUUCACAGGAAAUCGAAGAAAAAAAAGUCGAACGUGAUGAAUGAUUGUCAAUCAUUGUCGAUGACGAAGAUAUCAUCAAUCCAUUGUUUAUAUCGAAAAAUAUUUUGUCUAAGUCCAUUUAUUAUUAUCAACGAAUCAUCUUUGUCAUUUUAUUUAUUGAUAAAAUAGCAACGAAAAUUUCGUAAUUGAAAAAUUAACCUCUUUUUUUAUUUUCCUUUUCUUUCCGUGUGAUUUAUAAACAUUAUAUCUCUUAAAUAAUCAAAAUACAGUAGGAUACAAACGUUAGAAUUGAGAAUUAAAAAAAAAAAUAAAAUAAAAUUUCGCGAUAAAAAAAUUUAUAAAGAUUGAAUAAUAGAAAAAAUGAUUUUUCUUUGAAACAAUGCUUUUACUUGCGGGAUAGGAAUGAGAUAUAAUAAUUUUGAAAGAUUAAUUAUAUAUAAAUAUUUGAAAUAAGAUUACACAAAUUGUAAAAUAACAUAAUAAAUUUGUAUCGUCUGAUGAAGUUAAGCGAUAAUUGUAUCUUGUUUUUUUAGUUCUUUUUUUUCGAAGAAGUGUAUCUUUUUAAAGAUAAGUAAAUAGAGCUUUACUUGGUCAUUGUUUUUCUCGACUAUUCUACAAUUAUAGUAUUACGACACUGUAAUAUCGUCUGUAACCUGAACAUCAUUCUUAAAAUGGAUGUAAUUUAAUACACGCGUAUAAUUAAAUAAUUAAAUAAGAAAUAAGUGGCUGGAAAAA
This is a messenger RNA of Apis cerana (Asiatic honeybee), 2624 nucleotides long. Its product is annotated as FMRFamide-related peptides. Lineage: Eukaryota; Metazoa; Arthropoda; Insecta; Hymenoptera; Apidae. The record is from RefSeq and is a predicted model, not a curated record.